Molecule: messenger RNA, 2535 nt
Organism: Notodromas monacha
Lineage: Eukaryota; Metazoa; Arthropoda; Ostracoda; Podocopida; Cyprididae
Source: the annotation of a GenBank genome assembly
GAGUGUCACGAAAACGAUACCAGGAAUUCGGGUUGCGGGUUCCCUACUGCUGGUGGUGGUGGUGGUGGUGGUAGCUCUGAGAAAUCCGGAAACGGACCCGGAAAUCAGGGUGCGACAACUGCUGCUGCUGGGUUCCUUCCGCGGGACGAUUUCCCACUUCUCGAUAUCGGCAGAAACGAACGCGUCGUGCAUUUCGUUUCGGGUUCGGGUGGUUCGGCAAAGAGUAAUUCGCGUGCCGAUUUCGACGGCGUCUAUUACACUACCGAUUGCGGGCUUUCGUUCUUCAAAGACACCAUGUCGAUAAAAGCAGCUGUUCUGAUUCAAAGCUGGUUCCGAAGAUGCAGAGCGAAGCUGGAAUUGAAGCGUCGGUGCGCUUGGCAAAUUUUCCAAACCUUGGAAUACGCUGGGGAACAUGAUCAGCUCAAGUUGCACGAGUUCUUCUCUGCUUUGCUGGAAAAUGCGGCGGAGUUCAAGUCUAGAAAAGAACAGCAACACGGAGACGAUUGUGACGAAGAAUCACGCGAUGCUAAUGACGGAACGAAUAAGGAGCAGUCGACGGAGACUAGAAAGGGAUCAAUGCUGAUCCCAGGAGAUAUCGCGUCGAUGACGGUGGAGGAGGACUAUGACGGACCCCGGAUAUCCUUUCCGAUGACGCAAGAGGACCUGGAUGCCCUGAUUCUCGCAUUCAAACAGGGCAAGAGACCACAUGUGCAAUACGUGUGCACGAUGAUCGUGGAAGCAGUGGAAGUGCUGAGGAAGCAGCCGACUCUGAGAGCCAUGUCCACGAGGAGGUCAAGACAGGUCACCAUUUGCGGGGACAUCCAUGGGCAGCUUGAUGACCUGCUCACCAUCUUUCAAAAGAAUGGAAUGCCGUCAGAACAGAAUCCCUACAUUUUCAACGGGGAUUUCGUGGAUCGGGGUCCUUAUUCAUUGGAAGUGCUGUUGCUGUUGUUGGCUUGCGUCGCUGUGCAUCCUGAUCACGUUUUCCUCAACAGGGGCAAUCACGAAGAUCUGGUGAUGAAUGCGAGGUACGGAUUCUUGCAGGAAAUCCAUGCCAAGUUCAGGAAUCAUGCGACGACUGUUUUGAAAUUUGUGGAAGAAGCGUAUCGUUGGCUUCCGCUCGGAACAAUUAUUGACGGGAAAAUAAUCGUUGUUCAUGGAGGAAUUUCCGACUCGACCGACUUGAAGAGAAUCAAUUCUCUCUCUAGAGAAAAGUAUGCGUCGAUUUUACGACCUCCUGUUCCGGUUCCGACGAGUGCUCAACCUCGACACCGACGAUCAGCAGGUUUCCUUGUCGACAGCUACGAAUGGCGUUUGGUGAUGGACCUGCUGUGGAGCGACCCGAAGCGCAGGGAAGGUUGUGGACCCAACGAGUACCGGGGCGGCGGGUCCUAUUUCGGGCCUGACGUCACCACUGCGAUCCUCGACAGAUACGGACUACGACUCCUCAUUCGCUCCCACGAGUGCAAGCCUAACGGAUAUGCCUUCUGUCACGAAGACAGGUGUUUGACAGUAUUUUCAGCAUCGAACUACUACGAGAUCGGAUCCAACAAAGGAGCAUACGUACAACUUCUGGGGUCUCAUCUCCGACCCCGAUUUUUCCAGUUUUCUGUUUCGACCUCACUCAUCAAUGUCGACCCAACUUCGACACUGACGUCAAAUUCUCUGCUGCCUGACAGUAUUCACGCCUCUAGACGUGGUAUGCGAAGGAAUCAAACGGCCACUAUGCGACACCAAGUCGGAAAGGCCGAAACGUCUGCGAUGAAAGAACUUCGUCAGAAAAUCCGGGAGCACUCCGCCGAGAUAAAGGAUUUAUGCAACCAAUACGACUUUGACAAAACCGGGCGCCUCAACUUGUGUUUGUGGUGCAAAGCCAUGGAAAAAGGAACAGGCCUUACACUUCCAUGGAGAAUGCUGCGACCCAAGUUCGCCCCAGUGGAUCAAAAUGGGCUAGUGAUGUACGAGGUCAUGAAUUUCGACCAAAACACCAAAGAAACUGGGAAUCAGGGAGCUGUUGUCGAGUCCGUGAUACGAAAUCGUUCCAGCUUGGAAACGAUCUUCAAAAUAAUGGACGCGGAUAAUACAGGAGAAAUCUGCAUGGACCAGUUUGGCACCACCUGCGCCCUGCUCAGCGAGUACCUGCCGAACCCGAUCUCCCCGGACGCCAUGAACAGCCUGGCGAGGUCAAUCGACAUCAACGGCGACGGGGUCAUCACACUCGCCGAAUUCCUGGAUGCCUUCCAAAAGGUUGACGAGGCCCUGAGUGCGAAUCGCAAUUCAUCGUCGUCGACACCCGGGCCGCCAGCAGCUCCAGACGUCGACAACACGCUGACGGUGGUGCAAGAAGACGUCGAGUCGCAGCCGUCGACGCCGGAGCCCGUGACGGAGCCGUCGAGUCGGAAAAACAGCGGGCCGUCGAGGCGGUCGUCGGAGGCGGCCACGAUUGGGCGGAAGACGCCGUCGCCGGCGCCGCCGUCGAGGUCGUCGUCGGGCUCUGCGAGGCGGCGAAGGGAAUCCGGUCACCACCGUGUUUGA